Molecule: messenger RNA, 7020 nt
Organism: Arxiozyma heterogenica
Lineage: Eukaryota; Fungi; Ascomycota; Saccharomycetes; Saccharomycetales; Saccharomycetaceae
Exons: 1
Coding region: 1-7020 (2339 amino acids)
Cellular component (GO): extracellular region
Source: RefSeq, a predicted model, not a curated record
AUGGUCUCAAGUGCCUUAUCAUUGUGCGCGGCACUGCUUUUAGCUGCUUUUUCUGCUGUAUCGAAGGCACAAGUAUCUUAUGCUGUUACUACUUAUGCUGCACCAGUUUCUGAUUAUUGGAAUCCGGCUACUAUUGAAGGUGAAGGUCCUAUUGUAACAGUGGACAGAAUAAUUUUUAAUAAUCCGUAUAAUGCAUCUAAUGAUGCUAAGUGUUUGUUGACACCAGAGCAACAGGCUGCUGUUCUGGAGGCAACUAAUAAGUACAGAUCUAUGUUUGUUGACACUCCUAAUUUGACCUGGUCUGAUGCUUUAGCCAAACGGGCUGCGUGGUGGGCUUGCAAAUUUGAUGUAUACAAGGACAUUCCAGAAGACCCUCCAGAUUACGACUACAAUAUUGGUAAAAGCAUGUACGCAGGAGCUGCUGCUAAUCCAGUCGGUGCUGUAGACAUGUGGUUUGAUGAAAUUAAUAGUUAUAAUUACAGCCAUCCUGGCUUUUCCUGGCCAACUGUACAUUUUACACAGCUUGUUUGGAGAUCCACCACAGAGGUUGGUUGUGCUGCAAAUUUAUUUUGGCCCGCUUUUGACGGUUCGCCCAAUCAAUACUUUGUUGUGUGUCAGUACUUACCUGCUGGUAAUAUGUUUGGUCAAUUCCCUGAAAAUGUUAUGCCUCUGAAACCAGCUUAUAAAAGUCUUCAUUGGUCAACAAUUCAUUCGGCAACCGCCCCCAUAAAUUGGACAUCUAUGUCUCUAUAUCAAAAAACACAUACUGUAGCUCCAAUUACUAUAACUCCGACAUCAAAUCCUAACCCUGUUUACACAAUACCUUUUGGAGAUUGGUCAAACUUUUUUCCAUCAACAGCCCAGAUAACUUAUAUAAGUGCCACUGACAGCUCAACCACCACUGCAACAACAACUGCUUCGAAAAACGGUCAUAGUUCUGGUAUCGAUGCUACUGAAAGAUCAACCACUACUUCUAAAAAAUCUGCCUCUAGCAACAGUCAUAAUUCUGCUAUUGAUGCUAUUAACAGAUCAACCAUCACUUCUAAAAAAUCUACCUCGAGUAACAGUCAUAGUUCUGCUAUUGAUACCACUGACAGAUCAAUCAUCACUUCCAAGAAAUCUACCUCGAGUAACAGUCAUAGUUCUGCUAUUGAUACCACUGACAGAUCAAUCAUCACUUCCAAGAAAUCUACUUCAAGUAACAGUCAUAGUUCUGCUAUGGAUGCUAAUGGCAAUUCAACCACUACUUCUAAGAAAUCUACUUCAAACAGUCAUGCUUCUACUAUGGAUGCUACUAACAGAUCAACCAUCACUUCCAAGAGAUCUACCUCUAGCAACAGUAAUGGUUCUGCUAUGAAUAAUACUGACAGAUCGACCACCACUUCUAAAAAAUCUACCUCAAUCAGUCAUGGUUCUACUAUUGAUGCUACUGACAAAUCAACUACCACUGCAACAACAUCUGCCUCUAGCAACAGUCAUGGUUCUGCUAUUGAUGCUACUGACAGAUCAACUACCACUUCUAAAAAAUCUACCUCAAACAGUCAUAGUUCUGCUAUGAAUACUACUAACAGAUCAACCAUCACUUCUACCUCUAGCAACAGUCAUGGUUCUACUAUGGAUGCUAUUAACAGAUUAACCAUCACUUCUAGCAAAUCUACCUCUAGCAAUAGUAAUGGUUCUGCUAUUGAUGCCACUGACAGAUCCACUGCUACUUCUGACAAAUCUAUCUCAAUCAGUCAUGGUUCUACUAUUGAUGCUAUUCACAGAUCAAUCACCACUUCUAAGAAAUCUGCCUCAAUCAGUCAUAGUUCUACUAUAGAUGCUACGGACAGAUCAACCAUCACUUCUAAAAACUCUGCCUCAAUCAGUCAUAAUUCUGCUAUUGAUGCUACUGACAGAUCGACCACCACUUCUAACAAAUCUACCUCAAUCAGUCAUAAUUCUGCUAUUGAUGCUACUGACAGAUCAACUACCACUUCUAAAAAAUCUACCUCAAACAGUCAUAGUUCUGCUAUGAAUACUACUAACAGAUCAACCAUCACUUCUACCUCUAGCAACAGUCAUGGUUCUGCUAUGGAUGCUACUAACAGUUCAACCAUCACUUCUAAGAAAUCUACUUCAAGCAACAGUAAUGGUUCUACUAUGAAUACUACUGACAGAUCAACUACCAUUUCUAAAAAAUCUACCUCAAUCAGUCAUAGUUCUGUUGUUGAUGCUACUGACAGAUCCACUGCUACUUCUGACAAAUCUAUCUCAAUCAGUCAUGGUUCUACUAUUGAUGCUAUUCACAGAUCAAUCACCACUUCUAAGAAAUCUGCCUCAAACAGUCAUAGUUCUACUAUGGAUGCUACUGACAGAUCAACCAUCACUUCUAACAAAUCUACCUCAAUCAGUCAUAAUUCUGCUAUUGAUGCUACUGACAGAUCAACUACCACUUCUAAAAAAUCUACCUCAAACAGUCAUAGUUCUGCUAUGAAUACUACUAACAGAUCAACCAUCACUUCUACCUCUAGCAACAGUCAUGGUUCUAUUAUUGAUGCUACUCACAGAUCAACCACCACUUCUAACAAAUCUACCUCGAGUAACAGUCAUAGUUCUGCUAUAGAUACCACUGACAGAUCAACUACCACUUCUAAAAAAUCUACCUCAAUCAGUCAUGGUUCUAGUAUAGAUGCCACUGACAGAUCAACUACCACUUCGAAGAAAUCUACCUCAAGCAACAGUCAUGGUUCUGCUAUAGAUGCUACUAACAGAUCAACCACUACUUCUAACAAAUCUGUCUCAAUCAGUCAUAGUUCUACUAUAGAUGCUACUGACAGAUCAGCUACUACUGCAACAACAUCUACCCCAAGCAGCAGUCGUGGUUCUGCUAUUGAUGCUACUGACAGAUCAACCAUCACUUCUAACAAAUCUACUUCAAUCAGUCAUAGUUCUGCUGUUGAUGCUACUAGCAGAUCAACUACCACUUCUAAGAAAUCUACUUCAAGCAAGAGUAAUGGUUCUACUAUGGAUGCUACUAACAGCUCAACCAUCACUUUUAAGAAAUCUACUUCAAUCAGUCAUAGUUCUGCUGUGGAUGCUACUGACAGAUCAGCUACUACUGCAACAACAUCUACCCCAAGCAGCAGUCGUGGUUCUGCUAUUGAUGCUACUGACAGAUCAACCAUCACUUCUAACAAAUCUACUUCAAUCAGUCAUAGUUCUGCUGUUGAUGCUACUAGCAGAUCAACUACCACUUCUAAGAAAUCUACUUCAAGCAAGAGUAAUGGUUCUACUAUGGAUGCUACUAACAGCUCAACCACUACUUCUAACAAAUCUGUCUCAAUCAGUCAUAGUUCUACUAUAGAUGCUACUGACAGAUCAGCUACUACUGCAACAACAUCUACCCCAAGCAGCAGUCGUGGUUCUGCUAUUGAUGCUACUGACAGAUCAACCAUCACUUCUAGCAAAUCUACUUCAAUCAGUCAUAGUUCUGCUAUGAAUACUACUCACAGAUCAACCAUCACUUCUAAAAAAUCUACUUCAAUCAGUCAUGGUUCUACUAUGAAUACUACUGACAGAUCAACCAUCAUUUCUAACAAGUCUACUUCAAUCAGUCAUGGUUCUGCUAUGGAUGCUACUGACAGAUCAACCAUCAUUUCUAACAAGUCUACUUCAAUCAGUCAUGGUUCUGCUAUGGAUGCUACUGACAGAUCAACCAUCAUUUCUAACAAGUCUACUUCAAUCAGUCAUGGUUCUGCUAUUGAUGCUACUCACAGAUCAAGUGCCACUUCUAACAAAUCUACCUCAAACAGUCAUAGUUCUACUAUGGAUGCUACUAACAGAUCAACUACCACUUCUAAAAGAUCUAUCUCUAGCAACAAUCAUAGUUCUGUUGUUGAUGCUACUGACAGAUCAGCUACUACUGCAACAACAUCUACCCCAAGCAGCAGUCGUGGUUCUGCUAUUGAUGCUACUGAAAGAUCAGCCACCAUUUCUAAAAAAUCUACCUCGAGUAACAGUCAUAGUUCUACUAUGAAUACUACUGACAGAUCCACUUCUAACAAAUCUACCUCAAUCAAUCAUAGUUCUACUAUGAAUACUACUGACAGAUCCACUUCUAAAAAAUCUACCUCAAUAAAUCAUGCUUCUGCUAUGAAUACUACUAACAGAUCAACCACCACUUCUAACAAAUCUGCCUCAAACAGUCAUGGUUCUAGUAUCAAUGCUACUGACAGAUCAAUCAUCACUUCUAAGAAAUCCACUUCAAAGAGUCAUAGUUCUACUAUGGAUGCUACUAACAGAUCAACCUCCACUUCUAAAAGAUCUAUCUCUAGCAACAAUCAUAGUUCUGUUGUUGAUGCUACUGACAGAUCAGCUACUACUGCAACAACAUCUACCCCAAGCAGCAGUCGUGGUUCUGCUAUUGAUGCUACUGAAAGAUCAACCACCACAGCAACAACAUCUACUGAUUAUACUAAAUAUGCGUUGACUCCAGAAGAACAGGCUGCUGUUGUUCUCGCACACAAUAAGUUGAGAGCUUUGCAUGUUGAUACUGGUAAUUUGACCUGGUCUAAUACUUUAGCUGUAUAUGCUGAGAAGUAUGCUGCCGUUUAUGAUUGUUCUUCUGGUAGACUUGUGCACUCUCAUGGUCCAUACGGUGAAAACCUUGCCCUGGGAUUUCCUAAUGCAGUCGCUGCUGUGGACGCCUGGUAUAGUGAAAUUGCUCAUUAUAAUUACAGCCAUCCUGGCUUUUCCAUGGCAACUGGACAUUUUACACAGGUUGUUUGGAGAUCCACCAAGGAGGUUGGUUGUGCUGUAAAAUAUUGUGGCACCUAUUACCGUGAUUAUGUUGUUUGUGAGUACGCACCUCCUGGUAAUUAUGAAGGUGAAUUCCCUGAAAAUGUCAUGCCUUUGAAAGCAUCUGUUUCAAGUAGUAGUUCCAGUAAACCUAAGUCAUCCUCUACCCCUUCUGCUACUUCGAAGAAAUCUAUCUCAAGCAACAGUAAUGGUUCUGCUAUUGAUGCCACUGACAGAUCAACUACCACUGCAACAAUAUCUACUUUAAACAGUAAUGGUUCUACUAUGGAUGCUAAUAACAGAUCAACCUUCACUUCUAAGAAAUCUACUUCAAACAUUCAUGGUUCUACUAUGGAUGCUACUGACAGAUCAACCACCACUCCUAACAAAUCUACCUCAAUCAGUCAUGGUUCUGUUAUUGAUGCUACUGACAGAUCUACCACCAUUUCUAACAAUUCUAGUUCAAGCAGCAGUCGUGGUUCUACUAUGGAUGCUACUGACAAGUCAAUUGCCACUGCAACAACAUCUACCUCAAUCAGUCAUGGUUCUGCUAUUGAUGCUACUGACAGAUCAAUCAUCACUUCCAAGAAAUCUACCUCUAGCAACAGUCGUGGUUCUGCUAUGGAUGCUACUCACAGAUCAACCUCCACUUCUGAAAAAGCUGCCUCUAGCAACAAUCGUAGUUCUAGUAUCAAUGCUACUCACAGAUCAACCUCCACUGCAACAACAUCUGCCUCUAGCAACAGUCAUGGUUCUACUAUGGAUGCUACUGAUAGAUCAACCAUCACUUCUAAGAAAUCUACUUCAAACAGUAAUGGUUCUGCUAUGGAUGCUACUGACAGAUCAACUACCACUUCUAAAAAAUCUACCUCAAUCAGUCAUGGUUCUAGUAUAGAUGCCACUGACAGAUCUACCACUACUUCUAAGAAAUCUGUCUCAAUCAGUCAUAGUUCUAGUAUAGAUGCCACUGACAGAUCUACCACUACUUCUAAGAAAUCUGUCUCAAUCAGUCAUAGUUCUACUAUAGAUGCUACGGACAGAUCAACCAUCACUUCUAAAAACUCUGCCUCAAUCAGUCAUAAUUCUGCUAUUGAUGCUACUGACAGAUCAACUGUCAUUUCUAAGAAAUCUACCUCAAUCAGUCAUAGUUCUGCUAUGGAUGCUACUGAUAGAUCAACCAUUUCUGAGAAGUCUACCUCAAUCAGUCAUAGUUCUGCUAUGAAUACUACUCACAGAUCAACCAUCAUUUCUAAGAAAUCUACCUCAAUCAGUCAUAGUUCUGCUAUGGAUGCUACUGACAGAUCAACCAUCAUUUCUAAGAAAUCUACUUCAAUCAGUCAUGGUUCUACUAUGGAUGCUACUAACAGAUCAACCAUCACUUCUACCUCUAGCAACAGUCAUGCUUCUGCUAUGAAUACCACUGACAGAUCAACUGUCAUUUCUAAGAAAUCUACCUCAAUCAGUCAUAGUUCUGCUAUGGAUGCUACUCACAGACCAACCAUCAUUUCUAAGAAAUCUACUUCAAACAGUAAUGGUUCUACUAUUGAUGCUACUGACAGAUCAACCUCCACUUCUGAAAAAUCUACUCCAAGUAACAGUCAUGGUUCUGCUAUGAAUACUACUGACAGACCAACCACCAUUUCUAAAAAAUCUACCUCAAUCAGUCAUGGUUCUGCUAUAGAUGCCACUGACAGAUCAGCUACUACUGCAACAACAUCUACCCCAAGCAACAGUAAUGGUUCUGUUAUUGGUGCCAGUAGUAAGACACAUGCUGCUGGUGAAGCUGCAUCUGCUAAAACAAAUGUUGCUCACUCCGUCACAACCGCUAUUGUUGAGAGCACACGCAUGGUAGAUGUCACUGAAUGUCCAAUUUGCUCACUAUCCACCGCUACCUCUUCGUUUUCUUCCCAAAACGGUCAAACUGCCCUACAUGGCGAACCAGUAUUGAGAGUUAGCACAGUUUAUACUACAGACGGUGUUGUUAUCACUACAUACACUCCUUCAUGUCCAGAAAGUGCUAAGACAGGUUUUGUUACAGCUUCUGCUGCUACUGCUACUGCACCUUCAGACGUAAGCAUGGAAUCUGCCCAUUCCAAUGUUGUUCCAUCUGUAGGUGUUGCUACUUCUUCUUCUAAUUCUGCGGAAAGUGUUACAGUUGCAAAAUAUGAAGGUUUGGCAGCUAGUUUGACCUCAGAUGUUCUAUUCAGCGCUAUUUUAAUGGCUCUUAUUCAUUUGAUCUAA